Purpureocillium takamizusanense is the source of this 663-nucleotide messenger RNA. RefSeq lists its product as uncharacterized. The record is from RefSeq and is a predicted model, not a curated record. The transcript has a single exon. NCBI's taxonomy places the organism in Eukaryota, Fungi, Ascomycota, Sordariomycetes, Hypocreales, Ophiocordycipitaceae. Bases 1 to 663 code for a protein of 220 amino acids.
AUGCGUGCCAGCAAGGGUCCGGGGCUCGCCCUGAUGAACAGUCUCCCGCUUGCCAGCACUCUGACGUCAGCUGCUGGGAUCGCUGCCAGCGUGCAAGCCCCGACUCCGGAUCCCGCUGCCAUUGCAGCUCCUGUCGAGCGGCGGCGCGUCAACUCUUCCUGUAUCAGCUCUGUCGUCUCUGAACUGGCUCCUCCGACGAGCGGUCUCGGCUCUGACUUCCUCAGCUGGGUACGCAGUACGUCCGGCGACGCCUCGACGCCAGGCUGCAUAAUCACGGCGCCUGCAAGCGUCUCCUCUGAUUACUCGAGAUACCACUCCGAGUUUCAGGCCUAUCUCUCCACCAUCGCGUCCAAAGCUGGCGACAUCCGCACCGAUUGUGGUUUUGACGACUUGUCCCUCACCUUCUCACAGUUCUGCACCACAAGCCUCACUGUGCUCUUUACGAGCGGCACAGAGGAGACGAGGACAACGUAUCUGAGCUCUGUCAACAUUCCUCACGAGACAAUCGCCAUCGGUCAAAGUGUAGCGAACGGGACAAUGACUAUAGAGAAUCCCACGACCGCUCCAAAGCCCACAGGAACAAGCGCGAGCGGCUCGAAGGAGUACCCUAAAACGGCGCUGUUACUUGCCUUGGCCUUUGGGGUCGUGUGGAGCAUUACAUGA